Mesorhabditis spiculigera is the source of this 393-nucleotide messenger RNA. The record is from the annotation of a GenBank genome assembly. Lineage: Eukaryota; Metazoa; Nematoda; Chromadorea; Rhabditida; Rhabditidae.
AUGUCGCGUCUCGGGAAGCUGGUGAAGACGGGCGCCGAGCUGGUCCCUCGACAGAUGACCGCCGUCAAAUCGGCGAACAAGGAGCAGGCACGCCUCUCCGUGCUUCAGGUCUACAAAGAAUUGCAACGGCUGACCCCGAGCUUUUGGUGGGACUUCGAGAUGACCGAUAUGCCGCUUCCGGUCUUCCGCGCCGCGCUCAAGCAGCAGUUUAUGAAGAAUGCCGACAUCCAGGAUGUGCGUAUCGUGGAUCGGCUCGUCGGCGAGGCCCACCAGCACAUUUACUCCAUCCGCUACGCGUUCUACAACCCCGACCACGUGCGCAACUUCUUGUUCCGCGAGAACGUCGAGCCGAAGCCGAAGGACUUCCUCAGCAAAUUCCUCAUCGGCAAAGAU